Molecule: messenger RNA, 1406 nt
Organism: Parathielavia appendiculata
Lineage: Eukaryota; Fungi; Ascomycota; Sordariomycetes; Sordariales; Chaetomiaceae
Exons: 2
Coding region: 184-1305 (373 amino acids)
Cellular component (GO): cytoplasm; nucleus
Source: RefSeq, a predicted model, not a curated record
CUCAGUGAGGGGCAUUCCAGUCAGCGCAACUGCAUGUUCAAGUUGCAAGAUUUAACCCCACGCGAACUGAGCGAGUUGCGUGACACAAACGCAGGGUAUAGGCAAGUCGGAUAAAUAACUUUGUCUGAUUUAUUUGUUGCAUCUUUAGGGUUGUCGCGGCUUGAGCCCAGCGGAGCCGUCGAAAUGACAGUGGACAUCAAACACCUGGAUGCUCACGAGCAGCCUUCAGAUGAGCUCAGGGCCAAGUGGAAGACUUUCUCAAGGGUCGAGGCCAAGGAUUUACUUAACAAGGGCAUUGAUGACUUGCAAAAUCCAACAAGUGCGGCCGAGUUCUGCCUCGCGGGUACCAUCCCCAUCGAGACGCUGAACAGGUCAUUUCGCCACAUCUGCCCUAGCGAAGUUCCGGAAUUCCGAGCGCUCAAGGAUGCUCCGAUAUACUACCAUCCUCUCUUACCAGGCCUCCUCAUCGCCCCCUCGCUUGUUCCUCCAGAUGUCCAAAAGGUCCUCUUGGGCCACCUCCUCCACCGCGACCUCAGCAACCCAAUUCACCAAACCAACCUACACCUCCACUUCAACCUCCCCUACCCGGACAACAACAACACCUCCAACACCUCCAACAACGACAACACCUCCAACAACGACAACAUCUCAUUCUUCUCCUAUCCGCCAACCUCCCCAGUGCCCUUCACCCCGAAAGACCCGUCCGUCCACAAGCCGCUCACCAUCAAGCAAGUCCUUGAGCGUAAGCUGCACUGGGUGACGCUGGGGGGCCAGUACGACUGGACGAAGCGCGUGUACCCACCGGAGGAAGAGGAGGGCGGGUCAUCGCCGCGGCCGGCUUUUCCGCGCGACGUGGCCGCGUUCCUCGAGACACUCUUUCCCGAGACGCGGGCGCAGGCGGCUAUUGUCAAUCUGUACACGCCAGGCGACACCAUGAUGAUGCACCGCGACGUAUCGGAGGAGACGGAUAAGGGCUUGGUAAGCGUCAGCUUGGGGUGUGAGGCGCUGUUUAUGAUCGCGCCUAAUGAGGAGGAUGGGGAGAGGGGCGGGGAUGGGGAGGAGGUGGCGGUGACGGGGAGGAAUGGGGAGAGGAAGGAGUAUUUGGUGCUGAGGUUGCGGUCGGGGGAUGCGAUUUAUAUGACCAAGGAGUCGCGGUUUGCGUGGCAUGGUGUGCCCAAGGUGUUGAAGGGGACUUGUCCGGGUUAUCUGGAAAAUUGGCCUGCGGAAGGCGGAAGGUAUGAGGAGUGGAGGGGCUGGAUGCGGAAUAAGAGGGUCAAUCUCAAUGUGAGGCAGAUGAGGGAUUAGGUUGGAUACCUUGGACUCAGCGUUAUACUUCCAGAUUAGCAGUUAAAAAAAAAAGUUGUCGGUGGCACCCGUCCUCCCGGUUGCUGCCCUCAAAAGCACAC